AUGGCUAUAGCUAAAGUGAUCCGUGAAAGACCCGUUCACACUAUGACUAUCUUCAUGAGAUAUCUCACGGUCCAUAGGUUCGUUUUAUGUGUUUUAUUGCCACUCUUCAUUUUCCAGUUCUUGCCUUACGCAACGUGCCAGCAAGAGUUCGAAUCCGAGGUCAGGGGAGUCAGGGCGGAAUCAGUAAUCGGAGUCGUUUUGCUUUCCAUUUUCCUCUUUAGUAUAGUCGCCGGCUGCUGCUUCUAUGCAUACAAGAAUGUAGAGAUUGAGUCGGGAAGCCGUCAAGUACUGCACACUAGAGUAAGGCAUGGGCUCGACAAGGAAAUCAUCGACUCCUUCCCCUCUUUCCGUUACUCAGAGAUUAAAGGGCUCAAGAUAGGCAACGGUGGAGUGGAAUGUGCAAUUUGUUUAAACGAGUUUGAGGAUGAAGAAACGCUACGCUGGAUGCCUCCUUGUAGCCACACUUUCCAUGCUAACUGCAUUGAUGUCUGGCUCGCUUCUUGGCCCACAUGUCCUGUCUGCCGUUCAAAUCUGUCUCCGCAACCAGGUGAGAGUUUUCAAUAUCCCAGCAUGGAUCUUGAAACGGGAAAUGCACAAAGAGGUGUUCUAGAAUCCCCGGGCCACAUAAGCUUGUCAGGUAAUAGUGUGACAUGUAAUAACAAUGAAAUUUAUACAACACCUCGAUCGAGAUCUACAGGCUUAUUAUCAACCUGGCGUAUGGGUGAGAUAUCCCUCCCUAGAUCUCACUCGAUGGGACGUUCAGUGGUUCAACUUGGCGAGAACCUAGAACGAUUCACACUGCAUUUACCGGAUGAGGUGCAAAGACAAUUGGCUAGCUUGAAUCUGAUGAGGAGAAACCACAUGGCUUUACCUCAAGCCAGGAGUUCGAGACAGGGCUACAGGAGUGGCAGUGUUGGGAGUGAAAGAAGCAAUUUCUCUCAGGGACGACAAACGGUUCGUCGGGCCUUAUCUAUGUCUCUCUCUUUCUCUUUUCAGUCUGCUUCUGUUCGGUCAUCUCAAGCUAAGGACAAAGAUCCUGGUGAACGGUCGUUUGAACGCCUCAUGCCAGAGAAGGUCUAA
Molecule: messenger RNA, 1080 nt
Organism: Eruca vesicaria subsp. sativa (arugula)
Lineage: Eukaryota; Viridiplantae; Streptophyta; Magnoliopsida; Brassicales; Brassicaceae
Source: the annotation of a GenBank genome assembly